CGGAGCGUGCGCUCUGGGUCGCACUCCCCGAGGAGCCAAUCUUGUGGUCCUUCCUUGACCAGGCUUGUGGUAGAUCACUACUGGGGAGUGCGUCGUCUCCCCUGGUGAGCGAGCGAGCGAGCGAGCAGAGUGCAAUUUAUCUUUGCCACUUUCGCACGCCGCAUCUGCUGCUGCGCAUAACCAGAGCCAUCAUCAUUCUGCUGACUGAUUGACUGACUGACUGACUGAAUGACUUCGCAUUUCUUGACUCUCGUCACCUUAUUGCUUAUUGCUUUUUGAUUUUUUUGUUUUGCUUCGCUUCAGUCCACGUGAAAAAACGAGUGCUCGAUGGAUUUUUGAGGUGAACAGAAUCGGCUGCGGGGAUUGUGAUCGAGGAGCUUACCUUGGUGUUUGGAGCGGGGGGGAAGUGGAAUGACGAUUCUGGUUGUAUUGCGUGUAGCUUGAUAUCUGUAGCAUUUGUUUUUGUUUGAGAGUUGGGAAAUUUCGGUGGGCGGUGGUGGUGGUGGAGGAGAGGAAACGAUCUUUCGUUCGGGGUGGACAUCUUGGGUUGGACAAGAGGUGGCGGCGUUGCCUGCUGGGCGAGCUCUCCACGGAGGAAGCUUUUGUUGCCACCAUUGCGGUCUGGUGGCGUUGCACAAGAAAAAAGGCACGGAUUGCUUUUCUUGUUGUUGUUAGUUUUGUGCUACUCGUUGCUUCUCUUCUUUUCGUUUCUUCUCGGCCCGAGUGCAACCAUACGGCAUUUUUGUCUGUUUGGAGCAAGUAGUGUUUAUUAUCUGUAUCGGGUGGUUAUCUUGAUUAGCGACUCGAGAUGCAAUGCGCAUGUUUCUGCUUGAAGCGGUAGCGUAGCUGUUUACGCUUAGCUAGCUGGAACCAGCGUGGAAUGUCUAAGAUAACCUCAGGGCCUGUUACGUGGUUAAUUUUGGAUUGUUCGAUCAUAGCCCACCUAGUUCUCGUUGGUUUCUUCACCUAGGCCGAUGCUCUCUGUCUAAUUUACCAGUCUUUGUGAGGACUGUGAAAGCCGUUCGAUUGAAGAGCAGAAGUUGUGAAGUCGCUGUAAGUUCGAAGCUUUGCUAGCUAUUAUCUGCUCACAGGGAGGUUUGCAAAGCGCUUCUCCCGAGACUUCGUCUUCGGCUUCGGUUUCCUCGUUGGGAUGGCCGUUCGGUCUUCCCACGUGUAUGGACAUCCACACGCCUGGUCCCGAAGAUCAGCUUGCGCCUUGUCAAACCCCUAUUGCAUUCCAUCAGCAAUUCAUGAACCUUCAGACCACCUUCUUGCUCCCUUUCUUCUCCGAUGUGGAUGCGUCGUCAAACUCCGACACAGACUCACGACUUUCCGAAGCAGCCUCCUCGUUUUUUAAAGAUUCGCGGAGGAUCACCCUCGGCAGCCUUAUCAGCUUACCCAUGGACACGUCGUUCCGCACCAUGUACCCAGACACACAUUACCAUGUCUUUACGGACAGGAGACGGAACCACUUGCCGUCUUGUGGGAUCCUCGAGCUACUUGGAUGCUGCCGAAAUGCGGAAUCCUCCAGGUUGCACGAGUUUGAUUUCUCCGAACUGGAGGGAGAAGUAGCUGACUCACACUCUGUGGCAGCCGUUUCUACGUCUCUGGCGGCUUACCUUCAGCUAGCGGCCUCAAAUUCUCCCGACGCAGCUCGUACCAGCGCCCCGUUCGAGGAUGCCCUAUCGACUGGUAGCCGCAGCCCGGACUGGAACGAUCAAUUCAUCUCCUGCCACAGCAUCCUUUCCGACGGCGAAUGGACCGGCAAGGAUAUGGGUGAGCGCAUCGCAAAUCCAGUGUCAAGUACCUCUGCGAAGCCAUCGCCAAGACAGACUCGUAAGUCGACUCCUCAUUCCCCUAGAAUGCAACGAAGCUCAAGCAUGAAGUCGUUUUUCUCUUCCAUUUGCUGCCGAAUAGACACCGCAAAAGCACCGUGAUGUAUCAUUUCUAUUUCCUCACCAUUCUCUUACAUUCUUCUUCCUACUAUCGUGGAAGGUUCAAAUUCGAGCCCUGAGAUCUGUGCAUAUUUCGCUUUAAGCAGUUGUAAUUGGUGUCGAAGUGAUUAGGUUCAGACAUUGCAAUUAUAUACAGUUACUUGUAUAAACGACUUCAAGAGAUCAUUAAGUGUUUAUCGAUAGUACUUUGAUCAGAGGUGCUUCGGAAUUGUCUACUGGCUCACUGUGUGCAAGCUAUGACGAUUUAUUUAUUUUACUUUUAUUUUUUUGAGAAUGUGACUAGGAAUAAUAUUCCUGUCCUAGAGGUUUUGCAAAGCUGUUGACGCUGAA
This is a messenger RNA of Physcomitrium patens, 2285 nucleotides long. RefSeq lists its product as uncharacterized. NCBI's taxonomy places the organism in Eukaryota, Viridiplantae, Streptophyta, Bryopsida, Funariales, Funariaceae. The record is from RefSeq and is a predicted model, not a curated record.